CAGCCACCCACCAUUUGACUCUUGCCACCAUCGUCUCCAGCUUUGACUAUGGAGCUUCACCGUUACACCAUUUUCAUCCCAUUUCUCCUUCACUUCCUUCACCCAUUUCCUCAUCUCUCUCUCUCUCUCUCUCUCUCUCUUCCAUUUUCCUUUAUCCUUUCUCCCAAUAUCCCAAUCCUUCGAUCCCAAAUCCUCAAAAUCCAAAUGGGUUUUCAAAACUUCUUCUCAAUCCUUCUUCCCAUCUCCCUUUUCCUCCAAUUCCAUCUCUCCCAUUCCCAAAACCCCUUAAUAUGCCAUUCUAAUGACUCCAAGGCCUUCCAGGAUUUCCACCGUAGUAUUAGUUCUCAAAUCGACGGAUUGCACACCAACUGUUCGACGAAUUGCUGUAGUUGUACUGGCCUCACUUGUGACUCUUUUGGAAGGGUUGUGAAGAUUGAGCUUGGUGGGAGAAAGCUAGUUGGUGAACUACCAAACUCAAUUGCGAGAUUGGAACGCCUCAGAGUUCUUAAUUUGUCUUCUAAUUUCCUCUCUGGGUUUAUUCCUUUGGCUCUGUUUCAGCUCCCAUACUUGGAAGUUCUUGAUCUUAGCUUCAAUCGGUUCUUUGGGAACUUCUCAACAGGUACCAUUGAUUUGCCUUCCCUACGGAUUCUUAAUGUUUCUCGUAAUUCCUUCAGUGGUGUUCUUCCAUUUGGGGUUUGUGUUAACUCCUCUAGAAUUGAGGUUCUGAAUCUGGGUUUCAAUGAUUUCGUUGGUAUGUUUCCUUUUCAACUUGGUGAAUGUGUUUCCUUGAAGAGACUACAUCUGGAAUCCAAUAUUAUCAGUGGCGGGAUACCUGAUGAGGUUUCUGAAUUGAGAAAAUUGACCCAUUUGUGUGUUCAGAACAACAAGCUUUCUGGUUCUUUGAAUAGUGUUGUUGGGAAUCUAACAAGCCUUGUUAGGUUGGAUUUGUCAUCUAAUGAGUUUUUUGGGGAAAUUCCUGAUGUUUUUUACAACUCUGUGAAUUUGAGUUACUUUUCUGCUGAGUCUAAUAGGUUUAAUGGGAGGAUUCCCAAGUCCUUGUCAAACUCUGCUUCAAUGACUGUCCUAAAUUUGAGGAACAAUUCAAUAGGGGGAACUCUUGAUCUUAAUUGUUCAGUGAUGACAAGCCUGGUUUCACUUGAUUUAGGCUCUAAUAGGUUUCAGGGAUCUAUACCUAGUAAUCUUCCCUCUUGUACGCAACUGAGAAGCAUAAACCUUGCUAGGAACAAGCUUGGUGGUCAGAUCCCCGGAAGCUUUAGAAAUUUUCAGAGCCUAUCUUAUUUAUCACUAACGAAUACAAGCAUUGUUAAUGUUUCUUCCGCUCUUAAUGUCUUGCAACAUUGUCAGAAUUUGAGUACUGUGGUUCUUACCUUUAACUUUCAUGGUGAAGUGUUGGAAGAUAAUCCUAACUUGCAUUUCAAGAGCCUCCAAGUUUUUAUAAUUGCUAAUUGUCGAUUGAAGGGAAUGAUACCCCAGUGGUUGAGAGGUUCUAACAAGUUGCAGUUUUUGGAUUUGUCAUGGAACCAUCUUGGAGGAAAUAUUCCAUCCUGGUUCGGCGAGUUUCAGUUCGUGUUUUACUUGGAUUUAUCUAAUAAUUCAUUCAUUGGAGGUAUCCCAAAAGAGAUAACUGAAAUGAGAAGUUACAUUGACAGAAACUUCUUGCUUGAUGGACCUGCCUCACCGGACUUUUCUCUUUUCGUAAAAAGAAAUGGAACUGGAUGGCAGUACAAUCAAGUACGGAAAUUUCCACCCACUUUGGACCUCAGUCUCAACAAUCUCAGUGGACCUAUCUGGCCAGAGUUUGGAAAUCUUAAGGAGAUUCUAGUUCUUGAUUUGAAAUACAACAGGUUAUCAGGAUCAAUUCCGAGCAACCUCUCUGGGAUGGUUAGCUUAGAGACUCUAGAUCUUUCUCACAACAAUCUUUCAGGAAUAAUUCCACCUUCACUGCAAAAGCUCAAUUUUUUGUCCAAGUUCAGUGUUGCAUACAACCAAUUACAUGGGGCGAUUCUUAAAGGAGGUCAGUUUCAUACCUUUGGUAACUCUAGCUUUGAAGGAAACAAUUUUUGUGUCCAAGACGACCUCUGUGCAUCAAUUGACCGAGAUCCUCUCAUAGUAUCCCGCAAAUCAAGAACGGUCAUGGGGUCUUUGAUAGGUGUAAUUCUCGGUAUUAUCUUUGGAGUUAUUUUUCUUGCAACACUUGUAGUUGUCUUUGUGCUUCGUGCACCUCAGGGAAGAGUUAGAGAUCCUGAAAACGAAGUGUCUAACAUUGGCAAGAAUGACUUGAAGGAAGUCAAGGCAGGAUUGGUAGUUUUGUUCCAAAACAAUAACAAUGGAAGUCUCUCACUGGAGGAUAUUUUGAAAUCAACUAACGACUUCGAUCAAGAAAAUAUCAUUGGAUGUGGGGGUUUCGGUUUGGUUUACAAAGCCACCCUUCUGGAUGGUAGAAAGGUUGCUGUAAAACGGUUGUCUGGUGAUUGUGGUCAAAUGGACAGAGAAUUUCGAGCUGAAAUCGAAACACUCUCACGUGCUCAGCAUCCAAAUCUUGUUCUUCUUCAGGGGUAUUGUAUGUAUAAGAAUGACAGGCUUUUGAUUUAUUCGUACAUGGAGAAUGGUAGCUUAGAUUACUGGUUACAUGAAAAACCUGUCGGCCCGUCUUGUCUCGACUGGGAUACCAGAUUGCAGAUAGCUCAAGGGGCUGCCAGGGGGCUGGCUUAUUUGCAUCAAUCCUGUGAACCCCAUAUCCUCCAUCGAGAUAUAAAGUCAAGUAACAUUCUUUUAGACAAAAAUUUUAAAGCUCAUUUGGCUGAUUUUGGUCUUGCUAGACUCAUUCUUCCCUAUGAUACCCACAUAACAACCGAUCUUGUUGGUACCUUGGGCUACAUUCCACCUGAGUACGGGCAAUCUUCGGUCGCGACCUACAACGGAGAUGUGUACAGUUUUGGAGUUGUUCUAUUAGAACUUUUGACUGGUAAAAGGCCAAUUGAUAUGUGUAGACCGAAAGGAUUUCGAGACUUGAUCUCUUGGGUGUUCCAGAUGAGGAAAGAUGGAAAGGUAAGUGAGGUGUUCGACCCAUUGGUAUACGACAAGAAGAACGAGACAGCGAUGGUUGAAGUUCUUGAUAUAGCAUGUCUUUGCUUAUGUAUGGUACCUAAAGAGAGGCCUUCAACUCAGCAGCUAGUUUCUUGGCUUGAUAAAGUAGGUUAAAUCUCCCAAUUAAACUUCUUAACUCAAACCUUGUACAUUUUAGUUUAUUACAUACACUGCACACAAUAAUUCUUUUGUGUACAUAUUCACAUUCAGCAGUCUCAAUUGAAGAUGAGAGAAGCUUCAGUUUGAGAUUAAAUAGUCAUCUUUGGAAAGUUGCAAACUAAAGGUAGAUUAGUUAUUAAA
Molecule: messenger RNA, 3408 nt
Organism: Benincasa hispida (wax gourd)
Lineage: Eukaryota; Viridiplantae; Streptophyta; Magnoliopsida; Cucurbitales; Cucurbitaceae
Product: phytosulfokine receptor 1-like
Biological process (GO): protein phosphorylation
Molecular function (GO): protein binding; protein kinase activity; ATP binding
Source: RefSeq, a predicted model, not a curated record